GUGUGCGCGCGUGCAGACGCGUGUCCGUUCAGCCGUUUAGAAUCCCCGUAGGUUGGUCACCACUUCGAACGCAUCAUCAAUCACUUUUUUUUUCGGACGCUCUUUGCUAUUUAUAGUUUGUCCGUGAGGCCGUCUAUUAUCUUCCGUUAAGGAUAAUUAUUCUCGAAACGUUCUUUUAACCCUAUCGUUGACGCCUUGUCCAGCGUGUUUAAUCAAUACAUCUCACUUAAGCAUCCUAAUACUUUCUUACUUCGUAAGCCAUGGCUUUAUGACUCGAAAGAAUUUCUUGAUUAACAAUAAGAACAAUAUGUUUGUAAAUACUGAUAGCGCGUGUAAACAGACUUCGGUUAAAGACUUGUUUUCACGACCUUGUCUCUGAUUAGUACACAAUAAACACAGAAAUAAUUUUAUAUUCGUGGUAAUCGUUACAUCGAGAGUGUGUAGAUUUCUAAUGAAGAGGAAAGAAAAUCAAGCAAGAUCGACAGAAACGAAAAGAAGAAGAUAUCUCGCGUUACUUUAACAUAGAAAGAAACUGACUUAAUAAAGAGAUUUGUCUCGUAAAAGCGGCGAAAGUCAAUUUCAAAUCGACGUGUGCAGGAUCAACGACCCUGCGAGCAAAGAAGUCCCAUACGUGCACAUAACACCGUGCAUUGUGCGAGGUCGCGUUGGAAAAGGGGAGGAAAGUGGGGAAGCCAGCGUAGAUUUUGUGUCAAUAGCAUUAAUAGUGGGAGGGGACUGCGGCACGAGUAACAGAUCAAAAAUCGAAUGUAUAUUCGGGGGUGGCCUUAGCAGUGAAUGAAGAGGCAGCUGACAGAGGCCGAGCCCCCCUGCGAUACCUCGAUUCGGGCAGAGGCCGACCGAGACCGUGUGGGCUUUUGUGCUAAGGGUAGCGCAUACCCCUCCACCUUCGCCAAAAGACCCCAUUCUACGUAGUGCAGUAUUAUACUAGUUGCAAGUUCGUUCGUGAUUUUCAGUAUAGUUUGACCCCCGCCUCUUCCCUCGUCCCCUCUAGGACCAAUAGACAAGCCUGAAAGUUCUCUGGAAAACCAAACGGACAAACCAUUCGCUUUUCGAUUCGGUUACACUCUAUACCGUAAAGGGAAAAGACUGCAAGUAGCAGUAUUAGUUUUGCCGGCUCUCGGUACUGACAACGUGCGGACUAAACGUGUGAGUCGGCAAGAAAACUCUACAUCAAGUUCAUCUGAUUAUUUGUGAUAAUAAUGUGAUUCCAGUGUAUCAGUAAGCGAAAUAAAUUUGUAGCUGUAAAUUUCGUCUCGUGGAUAAAAAUAGUGUGUAUAUAUGCGUGCUCGUGGGCGCGUGUAAUGUAUCGGCGAGUGUAAUAUAUGUAUGCGUGUGGGCGCGUGUGAGCGUGCGCGCGCACGCUUGUAAAUUGCUGUGAUAUACAUAUUUAUAUAACAAUAUGCAAUCAAACCCAAAUGAUUAUUGGCGGAAUUGUUCGAGCGAGGAAGAUCUCUCUCUUAUAUUUAGGGAAGAGUGUCAGCCACCGCAGCAGUCAUCACACCACUCACUGCACCAUCCACCGCAUCAUCCAUCGCAUCAUCUACCGCAUCAUCCACCGCAUCAGCCAUUAAGCCAACAACUGCAGCAAAACUUAUUUAAUUAUGCAUCACGAUAUAUCCCAGAACCGUCCAGUUUACUAGAAAAGGCUCUAAUUCACGGCAAGAAAGCUGUAACAGGAAGUUACUAUACAAAUCCAGACAAAUAUUCACCGACUCUCAUUUCUAACAAUCAAAUUACUUCGCGGGAUUGGGAAACGUCCCCGUCCUCGUCUAAUCAAACAUCGCCGAUUGCCGAGUGUAACCAAUCUGUUGCCAACUUACAGGAGCCAUGUCAACAACAGCAAAUUUUUUAUGAACAAAAUUAUACCGACCAUUCCGGCAGUUACAAUAGCUCGAUUUCUAUCUCAAGUCGACCAAGGAUACAGGCCCCGUAUCACCAAACCAUAUAUUCACGGCAACAACAAGAAACAAACUGUAACAACAACAACAGUUACAAACAAAGAAAUAAAUACAGAGAUAUAAAUAAUACAGACGAACGACGACAGCUUCCUUCUUUCGACAGUUCCACAUCAUUUGCAUGGGUAAAUAGGACUAACGCUCAUCAAGCAAACGGAAUGGAACAGAAACGCACGAGGCAGACCUAUACACAGAAACAAACUUUCGAAUUAGAAAAGGAGUUUCAUACCACGCAAUAUCUCCCGAAACAACGUCGCGAACAGCUAUCUUCAAUCUUAAAUUUAUCAGAACGACAGAUUAAAAUUUGGUUCCAAAAUCGACGAAUGAAAGCUAAAAAGACGAAAAGUGAAAAAUCGCAAAAUGACUUCUCUUCAACUACGACUACACCGAUAAAUAAUUUGACAACCAAUGUGUUAGCGAUUCAACGAGAACAGACAUUAAAUCUUUUGCAACAGCCGCAACCGCAAUCAACUCUGCAACAAUUUGACGGAGCAUAUCAGAAUUAUUUUAACAUUCCAUCUUAUCAGCAAGAUAUGUCUUUAAUGCAAUAUCACAACCUCUGAACAUCUCUGAUGAGAAUAUCAAAAAAAUGCAAUAUUCAAUAAUUAAAUAGAGAACUAUUGCAAUGAAGACCAAUGUAGUCAGGUAAGACUUACGUCGGCGUUUCGAAGUCAGCCGAGAUAACCUUCAGAAACGCAGUAUGUCGAACUCGGAACACACAGUUGGUCCUUCACGCCGGUUCGUAAAGAGGGAAUGCCGCGACGACCGAGAUCGGGGCAGCUGACCUUGCAUCACUAUGAUUUAUGGACGAGCGAAACAACGAGCGUUCUACAGCUCAGGUAUCAAAAAAGCUCCGGCCGUUCACACCGCAUUUUCUUCGAAACAUUCCUUUAAUAAUAUUGCAUUUUACGGGGAAAUAUUUGCACACGUCAUUCUCAAAAAUAUUUGGACACAUAAUGCAAAAUUCACAAACAAUUUGAUUGAUGAUAAUGCUCAUAUUUGGCAGCUCUCACUGUCGCUUAACUCAUAAUAACAAGUUAAGCGAUACGUAAACAAUUUUUUUGUUCUAUUAAUUUAUUACUGUCUUUGCGAUAAUUA
Messenger RNA from Formica exsecta, 3074 nucleotides. RefSeq names its product homeobox protein Hox-A5-like. Gene Ontology annotation, molecular function: DNA-binding transcription factor activity, RNA polymerase II-specific; RNA polymerase II cis-regulatory region sequence-specific DNA binding. Lineage: Eukaryota; Metazoa; Arthropoda; Insecta; Hymenoptera; Formicidae. The record is from RefSeq and is a predicted model, not a curated record. The transcript is spliced from 4 exons. The coding region runs from base 1421 to 2539 and encodes 372 amino acids. Gene Ontology annotation, biological process: anterior/posterior pattern specification; negative regulation of transcription by RNA polymerase II. Gene Ontology annotation, cellular component: nucleus.